CGUGUCGAGGGAUGCUCUGCGGGUUCGGGGCGGUGUGCGAGAGGAGCUCCACCGACCCCUCCCAGGCCUCCUGCGUCUGCAAGAAGACAGCUUGCCCCGUCGUGGUGGCUCCUGUCUGCGGCUCUGAUUAUUCCACCUACAGCAACGAGUGUGAGCUGGAGAAGGCCCAGUGCAACCAACAGCGGCGGAUCAAAGUCAUCAGCAAGGGACCGUGUGGCUCCAAGGACCCCUGCGCAGAGGUGACCUGCAGCUUUGGCAGCACGUGCGUCCGCUCCGCCGACGGUCAGUCGGCCAAGUGCGUCUGCCCGUCGUCCUGCAGCGGCGUUCCUGAGAGCGCGGUGUGCGGCAGCGACGGCAAAGACUACCGCAGCGAGUGCGACCUCAACAAGCACGCCUGCGACAAGCAGGAGAAUGUUUUCAAGAAGUUUGACGGCGCCUGUGACCCGUGUAAAGGCGUCCUCAACGACAUGAACCGUGUUUGCCGGGUGAACCCCCGCACCCGCAGGGCAGACCUGCUCUCCCGCCCUGAGAACUGUCCUCCAAAGAGGGAGCUUGUGUGCGGGGACGACGGGGUGACUUACGACAACGAGUGCGUGAUGGGGCGCUCGGGGGCCAUCCGGGGCUUGGAGAUCCAGAAGGUGCGUUCAGGGCAGUGCCAGCAUCAGGACAAAUGCAAGGAGGAGUGCAAGUUCAACGCCGUCUGCCUGAACCGCCGCGGCACCGCUCGCUGCUCCUGUGACCGCGUCACCUGCGAUGGCGCCUACCGGCCUGUCUGUGCCCGCGACAGCCGCACCUACAGCAACGACUGCGAGCGCCGGAAAGCUGAGUGCCACCAGAAGGCUGCCAUCCCAGUAAAGCACAGCGGACCCUGUGACCUGGGCACACCCAGCCCGUGCCUGAGCGUGGAGUGCACCUUUGGGGCCACGUGCGUGGUGAAGAACCAGGAGGCCGUGUGCGAGUGCCAGCAGGUGUGCCAGGGCCGCUACGACCCCGUGUGUGGCACUGACAACCGCACCUACGGCAACCCCUGCGAGCUCGACUCCAUGGCCUGCGUCCUCAAGAGAGAGAUCAAAGUGAAACACAAAGGACCCUGCGAUCGCUGUGGCAAGUGCCAGUUCGGGGCCAUCUGCGAGGCGGAGACGGGAAGGUGCGUGUGCCCCACCGAGUGCGUUCCCUCCUCGCAGCCCGUGUGCGGCACAGAUGGCAACACGUACGGCAGCGAGUGCGAGCUCCACGUCCGGGCGUGCACACAGCAGACGAACAUCUUGGUGGCUGCCCAAGGAGACUGCAAGUCCUGCGGCAGCACGGUGUGCUCCUUCGGCAGCAAGUGCGUGGGUGGGCAGUGCGUGUGCCCGCGCUGCGAGCGGCAGCCCUUCGCUCAGGUGUGCGGGAGCGACGGCCUCACCUACGACAACCACUCUGCCCUGCUGGGUGUGAGCCCUUUCUCACCACCAUCCUCCUUCGCUCCAGAGUGCGGCUCAGGGGGCUCGGGCUCCGGCGACGGUAGCGAGUGUGAACAAGACCGGUGCCGGCAGUACGGGGGCUGGUGGGACGAGGAUGCAGAGGAUGACCGCUGUGUGUGUGACUUCACCUGCCUGGCAGUGCCACGCAGCCCGGUGUGUGGCUCUGAUGGUGUGACCUACACCAACGAGUGUGAGCUGAAGAAGACACGGUGUGAAAAACGCCAGGAUCUCUAUGUCACUAGCCAAGGAGCCUGCCGCGCCCUUGCCACAACCCCGCCACCUCUCCUGGUUGUGCACUGCAGCCAGACCAUCUACGGAUGCUGCCCAGACAACAUGACCUUGGCGCUCGGAGUGGGUGCAGCUGGAUGCCCAACCUGUAACUGCGACCCGGUGGGUUCAGUGCGUGACGACUGCGAGCAGAUGACUGGACUGUGCUCCUGCAAGACUGGUAUCACUGGUAUGAAGUGCAACCAGUGCCCCAAUGGCAGCAAACUGGGCAUGACUGGCUGUGAGAAAGACCCGUCAGCCCCGAAAUCCUGCGAGGAAAUGAACUGUGAGUUUGGGGCCUCGUGCGUGGAAGUCAACGGCUUCGCCCACUGCGAGUGCCCAUCCCCGCUUUGCUCGGAGGCCAACAUGACCAAGGUGUGUGGGUCUGAUGGCGUCACGUACGGGGACCAGUGCCAGCUGAAGACCAUCGCCUGCCGGCAGGGACAGGUCAUCACAGUGAAGCACGUGGGGCAGUGCCACGAGUCCAUCACUCACACAAGCCACACCUCGCCACCCACGCCGCUGCCCACGCUGCCCUUGGACAAGUUAAUCCUUCCUCCGCCGCUGCGGCUCACCACCCAGGCUCCAGAACCCACCGAGCUGGCUACCAGCUCCCUGCUGUUGGAAGCCAGGCCUACUGAAAGAGGUCACCCUACAACAAGGCGCAUCACGACUGCCAGACCAGCCACUACACCGUGGAUGACCCACGGGGUGUUUAAGGCCACCGUGCGCCCUCUCUCCACCGCACCGGUGGUCCUGGCCACCACCCAGCCCGCCUACGUUGAAUCAGGCAGUGCAGAAGGCAGUGGAGACCAAGAGAUGGGCAUCAGUGGAGACCAGGAAUCUAGUGGGGCAGGCUCUGCCGGGGAAGAGGAGGUGGAGGAAAGCCAGGUAACUUCCACCCCAGCCAUCGAGAGGGCGACGUGUUACAACACCCCGCUGGGAUGCUGCUCUGAUGGCAAGACUGCGGCUGCUGAUGCGGAAGGCAGCAACUGUCCCGCUACCAAAGUCUUCCAAGGCGUCCUCAUCUUGGAGGAGGUGGAAGGCCAGGAGCUGUUCUACACACCGGAGAUGGCUGACCCCAAGUCAGAGCUCUUUGGGGAGACGGCCAGGAGCAUUGAGAGCGCGCUGGAUGAGCUUUUCCGCAAUUCUGACGUUAAGAAGGAUUUUAAGAGCAUCCGCGUCCGAGACCUGGGGCAGAGCAGUGCUGUCCGUGUCAUUGUGGAGUCCCACUUUGAUCCAGCCACUUCCUACACAGCAGCUGAUGUCCAAGGGGCCCUGCUGAAGCAGAUCAAAGCUUCCAAGAAGAAGACCAUUCUGGUGAAGAAGCCCCAGCAGGAGCAUGUCAAAUUCAUGGACUUUG
This is a messenger RNA of Leptosomus discolor (cuckoo roller), 3093 nucleotides long. Lineage: Eukaryota; Metazoa; Chordata; Aves; Leptosomiformes; Leptosomidae. The record is from RefSeq and is a predicted model, not a curated record.